This is a messenger RNA of Ananas comosus (pineapple), 1921 nucleotides long. Its product is annotated as oryzain alpha chain-like. Gene Ontology annotation, cellular component: lysosome. Gene Ontology annotation, molecular function: cysteine-type endopeptidase activity. NCBI's taxonomy places the organism in Eukaryota, Viridiplantae, Streptophyta, Magnoliopsida, Poales, Bromeliaceae. The record is from RefSeq and is a predicted model, not a curated record. The transcript has 5 exons. The coding region runs from base 234 to 1646 and encodes 470 amino acids.
GUAAUCUUAUAAUCAUAUCAAUAAAAAAACAAAAUUUUAUUUUAUUUUAAUAAAUAAAAAAGAAGAAAGAAAGAGAGAAAAGAAAGAAAAAAAAAAUCCGUCCCUGUUUCCAGUUUCCACCGGCAUCUAAUUGUUCCCUCUACCUCUCUCUAUAAAUUAACGCUACAUUGGCAUCCUACGGAAGAAGAGAAGCCAAAAAGAAGAGAAAGGAAAGCUAAAAGAAAAGAAAGAAAAUGGGUUCUUCUUCUCGGUUAGGAGGCUCUUCUGUGCUCCUCGUCUCCUUAGCCUUGAGCUUAAUGGUGGCUGUGGUGGCUGCUGCGGGGGGCAUGUCGAUUUUGGGGUAUGGAGCUCGGAGCGAGGCGGAGGUGCGGCGGCUGUACCGGUCGUGGAUGGGCCGGCACGGGAAGUGGUACAACGGCGUCGGCGAGGAGGAGAGGAGGUUCGAGAUUUUCAAGGAGAAUCUCCGCUACGUCGACGAGCACAACGCCGCCGCCGACGCCGGCCUCCACUCCUUCCGCCUCGGCCUCAACCGCUUCGCCGAUCUCACCAACGACGAGUACCGCUCCACUUUCCUCGGCGUCCGCCCCCGCGGCGGCAGGAGCGGGAGCGGGAGCGGGAGCGAUCGCUAUCGCCUUCGGGCCGGCGACGCUCUCCCCGACGCCGUCGACUGGAGGCAGAAGGGCGCCGUCGUCGCCGUCAAGGAUCAGGGCAGCUGCGGGAGUUGCUGGGCAUUCUCGACGGUGGCGGCGGUGGAAGGGAUCAACCAGAUCGUGACGGGUGAUCUGAUAUCGCUGUCGGAGCAGGAGCUCGUGGACUGCGACGGCAAGUACAACCAGGGCUGCAACGGCGGCCUCAUGGACUACGCCUUCCAGUUCAUCAUCAGCAACGGCGGCAUCGACACCGAAGAGGACUAUCCCUACAAGGCCCGCGACGCCACAUGCGACACCUACCGGAAAAACGCAAAGGUCGUCUCCAUCGAUUCGUACGAGGAUGUCCCUGCUAACGACGAGAUGUCCCUUAAGAAGGCCGUGGCGAACCAGCCCGUCAGCGUUGCCAUCGAAGCCGGCGGAAGGGCCUUCCAGCUUUAUGAGUCGGGGAUAUUCAACGGAAGCUGUGGGACUUCACUAGACCACGGAGUCACAGCCGUAGGCUACGGCAGUGAGAACGGAAAGGACUACUGGAUUGUGAAAAACUCGUGGGGAGAUAAGUGGGGUGAGGCUGGGUACAUCAGGAUGGAGCGCAACAUUGCUUCGCCCACCGGUAAAUGUGGGAUCGCCGUGGAAGCGUCCUACCCGAUCAAGAAGGGGCAGAACCCGCCGAACCCGGGGCCAUCCCCUCCUUCUCCCUCGAAGCCCCCCUCCGUGUGUGAUAACUACUACACUUGCCCGGAGAGCACCACUUGCUGCUGUGUCUACGAGUUCGGCAACAGCUGCUUCUCGUGGGGGUGCUGCCCUCUUGAAGAUGCCUCAUGCUGCGAGGAUCACUACAGCUGCUGCCCUCAUGACUACCCCAUCUGCAAUGUUCGAGAGGGGACUUGCCUCAUGAGCAAGAACAACCCGCUUGGCGUGAAGGCUUUCAAGAACAUUCCUGCAAAGUCCUCCUGGCCUCUCCCUACUGCGGAGGAAGGCAUGAAAAGCAGCACGUAAUAAAACUGCCAGCAACAGAUUAGGCAAGGAGCACCUGGAGUAAUGAGUACAUGGAUAUGACCAAUCAAUGGAUGAUGGCACUUGCUUACACUGAUAAUAUGUUAGAUGCUAUUGUACAAUUAUCUAAACUUCAAAAAUCCUCUGAUUAACUUAUGGAUGGCUUUACUAUUUGCUUCCAAACUCUCUGGAAAUUUGCUUGUGCUUGCUUUGAAUGCUUGCUUUGCAAUUGGUGUUGCUAUGUGAUAUUUCGAUUCUGUAUCUUCUUUUCUCUCUAA